Messenger RNA from Lathyrus sativus (Indian pea), 1833 nucleotides. The record is from the annotation of a GenBank genome assembly. Lineage: Eukaryota; Viridiplantae; Streptophyta; Magnoliopsida; Fabales; Fabaceae.
AUGGCUACAAUGGACUCAUUGAUCUCUCUCGUUAACCGAAUUCAACGAGCAUGCACGCUCCUCGGUGACCACGGCGCCGAUCAAGCUUCUCACUCUCUUUGGGAAUCGCUUCCCUCAGUCGCUGUCGUCGGCGGUCAGAGUUCUGGAAAAUCAUCGGUGUUAGAGAGCAUCGUCGGCCGUGAUUUUCUUCCCCGUGGAUCAGGGAUUGUGACGCGGAGGCCUUUGGUGUUGCAGCUGCACAGAAUACAGGAAGGGUUACAAGAGUAUGCAGAGUUUCUGCACUUGCCAAAGAAACGGUUUACUGAUUUCUCUAUGGUUCGAAAAGAAAUUGAAGAUGAAACUAAUAGGAUGACUGGGAAAUCAAAUCAGAUAUCUCCUGUUCCUAUUCAUCUAAGUAUCUACUCACGAAAUGUUGUCAAUUUGACACUGGUAGACCUGCCUGGUUUAACAAAGGUCGCUGUAGAGGGACAGCCAGAAAGUAUUGUUCAAGACAUUGAGAACUUGAUCCACUCAUAUGUUGACAAGCCUAAUUGCUUAAUUUUGGCCAUUACUCCUGCAAAUCAAGAUGUAGCAACAUCUGAUGCCGUCAAGGUUUCCAGACAAGUUGACCCUGCUGGUGAACGAACAUAUGGUGUGUUGACAAAGAUUGAUUUGAUGGACAAAGGCACAAAUGCUUUGGAUGUCCUUGAGGGAAGAUCAUACCGACUUCGUAAUCCUUGGGUAGGAAUUGUCAACCGUUCUCAGGAAGAUAUUAAUAGGAAAGUAGAUAUGAUUGCUGCUCGUCAAAGAGAGCGUGAAUUUUUUGCCACCAAUCCUGAUUAUGCACACUUGAGCAGCAAAAUGGGCUCGGAAUAUCUAGCAAGGCUUCUCUCUAAGCAUUUAGAGUCUGUGAUAAGAGCUCGGAUUCCAGGAAUUGCAUCUUUCAUUAAUAGAAGCAUUGACGACCUUGAAGCAGAGUUGGCUCACCUUGGUAUACCAGUUGCCAUAGAUGCUGGGGCCCAACUGUACACUAUUCUAGAAUUAUGCCGUGCUUUUGACCGGGUGUUUAAGGAGCAUUUAGAUGGAGGGCGACCAGGUGGUGACAAAAUAUAUAUAGUUUUCGAUUACCAGCUUCCUGCUGCAUUGAGAAAGAUUCCACUGGAGCGUCAUUUAUCACUGCAAAAUGUGAGAAAUGUUAUUUCUGAGGCAGAUGGAUACCAACCUCAUCUGAUCGCCCCUGAGCAAGGUUACCGACGUCUCCUAGAAAGCUCACUGAAUUACUUCAAAGGUCCCGCGCAAGCUUCUGUAGAUGCUGUUCAUUUUGUCCUAAAGGAACUCGUGAGAAAGUCAAUUUCUGAAACAGAGGAAUUGAAGCGCUUUCCAACUCUUCGGUCUGAAAUAGCAAUAGCAGCUAAUGAGGCGUUAGAGAGAUUCCGUGACGACGGCAAGAAGACAACAUUAAGACUUGUGGAAAUGGAAUCUUCCUAUAUCACAGUUGAUUUCUUCCGUAAACUCCCACAAGAAGUCGUCGACAAGGGAGGGAAUCCAGCUCCUGCCUCUGCUGACGGACACUUGCAAAGGAUUGGUUCAAAUGUUUUAUCUUAUGUUGGGAUGGUAUCUGAAACAUUGAGGAAUACCAUUCCAAAGGCUGUUGUUCAUUGUCAAGUGAGGGAAGCAAAGCUAUCUUUGCUUGAUCACUUUUACGCUCAACUUGGCAGAAAAGAGGUAAUGCAACUUGCACAGUUGCUGGAUGAGGAUUCCGUAUUGAUGGAAAGGAGACAGCAAUGUGCUAAGAGGCUGGAGUUGUAUAAGUCUGCAAGAGAUGAGAUUGAUGCAGUUUGUUGGUCAGGAUGA